AUGUGAAGCAGCAUGCGGCCCGGUGAGAGCUUAGAGGGCUCGUGCUCGGCUCGCGGAAGAUGUAUUGAUGUUAAUAAUAUUACUAAUAGCGGCACAGAACGCUGUCUCGCGCACCCCUCGUCGGCAAAGAGGAGGAUGAAAAGGGGGACGACGAAGUGGAGGAUGAGAGGGAUGAAUGAGAGGAUGACGGACGGUGGAAUGACGGUGAUGCGCUGUUUUCUGUGGAGUCUCGUUCUCUGCUCGCUCUCUUCGCGCGCGCAAGGUUUCAUCUAUACAUGUGGCGGUACACUGAAAGGCCGAAAUGGCAGUAUAGAAUCGCCAGGCUUUCCCUAUGGCUACCCUAAUGGGGCGAACUGCACCUGGGUCAUUGUCGGGGAGGAAGGAAGUCGAAUCCAGCUGAUGUUCUUGUCCUUUGCCAUAGAAGAAGAAUAUGACUUCUUGUCCUUGUAUGAUGGACACCCACACCCUGCUAACUUCAGAACCAGGCUAACAGGCUUCCAGGUUCCUCCCCCUGUCACCAGUACAGGAAAUGUCUUCUCUUUGAGGUUGACCAGUGACUUUGCGGUCUCUGCACAUGGCUUCAAACUCAACUAUGAAGAACUCCACAGUACGUCCUGUGGAAACCCUGGUGUCCCACCCAAAGCAGUGCUAAGUGGUGGCGGACGUUUUGCGGUGGGAGACCGUGUGCGGUACAGCUGUGUUCCUGGUUACGUCUUAGACGGCCAUGCCACACUCACCUGCAUUACCAAUACAGGAAACACCGCCGUCUGGGACUUUCCUGCUCCAAUUUGUCGAGCUGAGGACACAUGUGGGGGCACUGUGAGGGGCGGCAGUGGGGUGGUGACCAGUCCCGGUUACCCCGGCAACUAUGGUAACCAGGCCGACUGUACUUGGAUCCUAUUGGCCGAACCUGGAGACACCAUCUCUGUCAUCUUUACAGACUUCCAGACAGAGGAGAAGUAUGACUACCUGGAAGUUGAGGGAUCUGAACCACCCACCAUUUGGUUGUCGGGCAGUAAUGUCCCCUCUCCCAUCGUUAGCAACAAGAACUGGCUCCGACUGCAUUUUAUGACUGAUAGCAACCACCGUUACCGUGGUUUCAGCGCACAUUAUCAAGUGAAGCGAUCAGUAGAUUUUAAAUCGCGGGGCGUUAAAUUAUUCCCUGGCAAAGACUCCAGCAACAAGUUUUCAAUAUUAAAUGAAGGUGGUGUGAGACAGGCAUCUAACUCCUGCCCUGACCCGGGAGAGCCAGAGAAUGGAAAACGCCAUGGCAAUGAUUUCAGCAUUGACGGUGUGGUGCAGUUCAGUUGCGGAGAAGACUAUGUUCUUCAGGGCAGUAAAACCAUCACCUGCCAGAGAGUGGCUGAAGUCUUUGCGGCCUGGAGUGACCACAGACCGGUCUGUAAAGUGAAGACGUGUGGCAGUAAUCUUCAAGGGCCAUCGGGAACCUUUACAUCUCCUAACUUCCCCAUUCAAUAUGAGAGCAAUGCACAGUGUGUGUGGAUAAUUACUGCUUCAAAUCCCAAUAAGGUAAUCCAGAUCAACUUUGAAGAGUUUGACCUGGAGAUAGCCUAUGAUACUCUGACCAUAGGAGAUGGAGGAGAGGUGGGAGAUCCUACAGCUAUACUGCAGGUCCUAUCAGGUAGCUUUGUUCCUGACCUGAUAGUCAGUAUGACCCACCAGAUGUGGCUUCACCUACAGUCAGAUGAGAGUGUCGGCUCUAUAGGAUUCAAGAUCAACUAUAAGGAAAUAGACAAAGAGAGUUGUGGCGACCCUGGAACUCCUCUCUAUGGAAUAAGAGAAGGGGACAGCUUCUUAAAUGGAGGAAUUCUGAGGUUUGAGUGCCAGUUUGGAUUUGAGCUGAUUGGAGAGAAAACUAUCUCCUGCCAAGACAACAAUCAGUGGUCAGCAAACAUCCCCAUAUGCAUAUUCCCCUGCAUGUCCAACUUCACAGCUCCCUCAGGAACUGUACUCUCCCCAGAUUACCCAGAAGGCUAUGGAAACAACAUGAACUGUGUCUGGCUCAUCCAAUCAGAUCCAGGCUCCAGAAUCCACUUGGCAUUUAAUGACUUUGACCUCGAGGCACCCUAUGAUUCCCUAACGGUGAAAGAUGGCGAGACAAAUGAUGCCGGCGUCAUCGGGAGGUUCUCUGGAGCUGAGAGUCCUUCCCAUCUGACGUCCAAUACCAACACACUGAGACUGGAGUUUCAGGCUGAUCACUCCAUGUCAGGAAGAGGAUUUAAUAUCACAUACAGUACAUUUGGCCAUAAUGAGUGCCCAGACCCUGGCAUUCCAAUCAACGCUCGCCGCUUUGGAGACAGCUUCCAGCUUGGCAGCUCCAUUUCUGUGGUCUGCGAGGACGGUUUUAUCAAAACCCAAGGAACCGAGACCAUCUCCUGUCAGUUAGAAAAAGGAAAAGUCAUGUGGAGUGGGCCCAUCCCUAAAUGUGAAGCCCCAUGUGGAGGCCACUAUUCAGCCCCGAAUGGAGUGAUUUUGUCUCCUGGGUGGCCUGGUUACUAUAAAGAUUCCCUCAGCUGUGAGUGGGUGAUUGAAUCAGAACCUGGUCGCUCCAUCAAAAUCACAUUUGAUAGGUUCCAAACAGAGCUGGGUUAUGACUUUCUGGAGAUCCAUGAUGGGCCAAACCUCCUGUCUCCUCUGGUUGGCUCCUUUAAUGGUACCCAGGUGCCCCAGUUCCUGUUCAGCACCAGCAACUUUCUUUAUCUACUGUUUACCACCGAUAACAGCCGGUCAAAUGCUGGCUUCAAAAUAUUAUAUGAAAGCGUUACAGUGGACAGCUACUCAUGCCUGGACCCUGGUAUCCCUGUCAAUGGUAUUCGGUAUGGGCAGGAUUUCUCCAUUGGGUCCACAGUAUCAUUCGGUUGUGGUUCUGGCUACAGACUCAGCCAUGAGGAGCCGCUAGUAUGCGAGAAGAACCACUGGUGGAGCCACCCUUUACCUACAUGUGACGCUCUAUGUGGCGGGGAUGUUAGAGGUCCCUGGGGAACCAUCCUUAGUCCCGGCUAUCCAGACAGCUACCCUUCAUCUCUCAACUGUACCUGGACUGUUGAAGUCAGCCACGGGAAAGGAGUCCAGUUUCAGUUCAGCUCUUUUCACCUGGAGGACCAACAUGACUACCUCUUGGUUACUGAAAACGGAAGUUUCCUGCAACCAUUGGCUCGCCUGACCGGCAACGAGUUGCCUAGCAACAUCAAUGCUGGUCUCUAUGGCAACUUCAAAGCCCAGCUACGAUUCAUCUCUGACUUUUCGAUUUCAUAUGAGGGCUUCAACAUAACGUUCUCUGAAUAUACUUUGGAGCCAUGUGAGGACCCUGGGAUGCCGCGGUUUGGCAGAAGAAACGGCUACAGUUUUGGAAUUGGAGACACUUUGUCUUUUUCCUGCAAUAUGGGUUACCGCCUAGAGGGGGUGCCAGAGGUAAUCUGUCUGGGAGGAGGGCGGAGAAUGUGGAGCUCACCUCUACCAAGAUGUGUCGCGGAGUGUGGUUCUUCAGUUAUGAACAAUGAAGGGAUCCUUCUCUCUCCAAACUAUCCAAUGAACUAUGACAACAACCAUGAGUGCAUCUACAGCAUCCAGGUGCAAGCUGGGAAAGGCAUCAACAUCUCUGCUCGAACCUUUCAUCUUGCCCAAGGGGAUAUACUCAAGAUUUAUGAUGGCAAAGACAGCACAGCCCAAGUUCUGGGAGCAUUCACGGGAUCGUCUAUGUUGGGCCUGACGCUGAUCUCCACUUCCAACCAUCUCUGGCUGGAAUUUUACAGUGAUGCAGAAAGUACAGGGGAAGGAUUCAAAUUGGUCUACUCCAGUUUUGAGUUGUCUCAUUGUGAGGACCCAGGCGUGCCUCAGUUCGGCUUCAAGGUCAAUGACCAAGGUCAUUUCUCCGGGAGCAGCAUCACAUACAGAUGUGAACCCGGAUACACUCUGCAUGGUGCUUCCACACUGAAGUGCAUGACUGGCGAAAGGAGAGCCUGGGAUAACCCUCUGCCUUCUUGUAUCGCGGAGUGUGGUGGCCGUUUUAAAGAUGAGUCUUCAGGGAGGAUUCUGUCCCCUGGGUACCCUUUUCCUUAUGACAAUAAUCUGCGCUGCACCUGGACCAUCGAGGUGGACUCAGGAAACAUUGUGAGUCUGCAGUUCUUGGCCUUUGACACGGAAGCCAGCCACGACAUGCUGAAGGUUUGGGACGGACCACCUGAGAAUGAAAUGUCUCUGUCAGAGCUCAGUGGGUCACUGCUACCUGAGGGAAUCCACUCCACACUGAACACUGUCACUGUUCAGUUUGAGACUGAUUUUUACAUCAGCAAGUCAGGAUUCGCUAUUCAGUUCUCUAGCUCAGUAGCUACAGCCUGCAGGGACCCAGGUGUACCAAUGAAUGGCAGUCGUAGUGGAGAUGGCCGUGAGCCGGGGGAUUCGGUGUCCUUUCAGUGUGACCCAGGAUACGAACUCCAGGGGGAUGACAAAAUCACCUGUAUACAAGUGGAUAACAGAUACUACUGGCAGCCCAGCCCGCCUGUCUGCAUAGCUCCAUGUGGAGGAAACCUAACUGGCUCCAAUGGAUUUAUACUGUCUCCUAACUACCCACAUCCCUACCCACACUCCAAGGAUUGUGAUUGGCUCAUUGCUGUCAACUCUGACUACGUCCUGUCACUGGCUUUUAUCGGUUUCAACAUUGAGCCAAACUAUGACUUCCUGUAUAUCUAUGAUGGUCCGGAUAGCAACAGUCCUCUGAUAGGUAGCUUCCAGGACAGCAAACUCCCAGAGCGGAUAGAGAGCAGUUCGAAUACGAUGCAUUUAGCAUUCCGCAGUGAUGGGUCUGUUUCUUACACUGGCUUUCACCUGGAAUACAAAGCUAAGCUGAGGGAAUCAUGUUUCGACCCAGGUGUGGUUCUGAAUGGGACCAGGCUGGGAUCCGAUUAUAAGCUUGGCUCUACCGUCACCUUCUAUUGUGAGGCUGGAUAUGUUUUGCAGGGCUAUUCUACCCUAACCUGUAGUAUGGGAGAUGAUGGCAGACCUGGAUGGAACAGGGCAUUGCCUAGUUGUCAAGCUCCCUGUGGAAGUCGUUCAACAGGAACAGAAGGGACUGUUUUAUCUCCAAACUUCCCCAGAAACUAUACCUCUGGACAGACCUGUGUCUACUCUAUAUCUGUACCGAGAGAGUUUGUCCUCUUUGGACAGUUUGUGUUGUUCCAGACAUCUCUAAAUGAUGUGGUGGAAAUCUACAAUGGACCAACUCAACAAAACACGCUACUGUCUUCUCUCUCUGGGUCCCACUCUGGUGAGUCUCUUCCUCUCAGUUCUGGAAAUCAGAUCACAGUGAAGUUUACCACGGUCGGACCAGAAACUGCAAAGGGUUUUCACUUCGUCUACCAAGCUGUCCCGAGGACCAGCUCCACCCAGUGCAGUUCAGUCCCUGAACCGCGCUUUGGGAAGCGUCUCGGUAAUGACUUUGCAGUUGGCUCAUUGGUGCAGUUCGAGUGCAACCCUGGUUAUGUCCUGCAUGGCUCAACUGGCAUACGGUGUGAGAGUGUACCUGACAACCUGGCACAAUGGAAUGACACCCUGCCAACAUGCAUAGUUCCCUGUGGGGGUAUGUUGACCUCUCGUCGUGGGACCAUCCUAUCGCCUGGAUAUCCAGAGCCCUACGACAACAACCAGAACUGUGUGUGGAAGGUCUCCGUUCCAGAAGGGGCUGGAAUACAGAUACAAGUUGUGAGUUUUGCCACUGAGCAUAACUGGGACUCUUUGGAUUUUUACGAUGGUGCCGACAACCAUGGACCAAGACUGGGCAGCUACUCUGGCACCACCAUUCCCCUUCUCCUGAAUAGUACAUCUAACAACCUCUAUCUCAGCUUCAACUCUGAUAUUAGUGUCUCAGCUGCUGGUUUCCACUUGGAAUAUACAGCUAUUGGUCUGGAGUCAUGUCCAGAGCCUCAGACUCCAAACUAUGGAAUAAGACAAGGAGACAGAUUUAUGGUGGGAGACGUCGUACAGUUUUCAUGUGAACAAGGAUACUCUCUUCAGGGCAAUGCCCAUAUCACCUGCAUGCCUGGACCUGUUCGAAGAUGGAACUACCCUGUACCACUAUGUCUUGCCCAGUGUGGUGGGUCUAUGACAGAUGUAAGUGGAGUGAUUCUAAGUCCUGGUUUCCCCGGCAACUACCCCAGUGGAUUAGACUGCACAUGGACAGUCAACUUACCUGUCGGCUUUGGUAUCCAUCUCCAGUUUCUGAACUUCUCUACUGAAGCGAUCCAUGAUUAUUUGGAGAUCCGCAGUGGAACACUGGAGCUGGGCUCGGUCAUUGACCGGUUCAGCGGUCCAGUCAUCCCUAAGCCUCUGUUCAGCACCACUCACCAGACCAGCUUCUUCUUCCACAGUGACUAUUCACAAAACAAACCAGGGUUCCACAUCACAUAUCAAGCCUACCAGCUCCAGAGUUGCCCAGACCCUCGGCCAUUUCGAAACGGCAUCGUAAUUGGCACAGAUUUCAGUGUUGGGAUGACGGUGUCGUUUGAAUGUCUGCCUGGAUAUUCUCUGAUCGGAGAGGCUUCACUCACAUGUUUACAUGGUAUCAGCAGGAACUGGAAUCACCCACUACCGCGUUGUGAAGCUCUCUGUGGUGGAAACAUCACAUCAUUAAAUGGGACUAUUUACUCUCCUGGUCACCCUGAGGAAUACCCCAACUUCCAGGACUGUGUGUGGAGUGUUAGAGUUCCUCCUGGACACGGGAUCUACAUCAAUUUUACUGUACUGAGCACUGAGCCCAUAUAUGACUACAUUACCGUCUGGGAUGGCCCAGACCAAUCAUCUCCUCAGAUUGGCCAGUUUAGUGGGAACACGGCUUUGGAGUCUGUCUACUCGACUUCAAACAUCAUCCUCAUCAAAUUCCACUCUGACUUCUCUGGAGCCGGCUUCUUUGUCUUAAGCUACCAUGCCUACCAAUUAAGGGUUUGCCAGCCUCCUCCAGAAGUGCCCAAUGCUGACAUGCUGAUGGAAGACGGAGAGUUGGAGAUAGGUGACAUCAUCAGGUACAGAUGCCAUCCUGGAUUCUCAUUGGUUGGCAGUGAGAUUCUCACAUGUCGCCUAGGAGAAAGACUACAGAUGGAUGCACCACCUCCAACAUGCCAAGUCCAAUGCCCUGCACAUGAUGUACGAUACGACUCUUCAGGUGUCAUCCUGAGCCCCGGUUGGCCAGAAAGCUACCUAAAAUCCAUUUUGGUCAAAAAAAAAAAAAAAAAAAAACCACUUACAAAAAAAAUUUUUUUUUUUUUUUUUUUUAAUAAAAAAAAAAAAAAAACAAAACACAUUCUCUCAGGUCCAACAUCCAACAGUCCCACUCUGGCAACGCUGAGCGGUGACCUGCCAACACCCUUUAACCUCACAUCCUCUGGUCACCAGUUCCUGGUCAGCUGGUCUUCAGACCAUGGCACAAACAAGAAAGGCUUCAAAAUUCGCUAUGUUGGUGAGUACCAAACUCUGUACUGCUCAACCCCUGACUCUCCGCUCCAUGGCUCUAUCUCCUCUCAAAGCGGCGGCCAUAUUAACAGUGUGGUGCGCUGGGCUUGCGACCGUGGUUACCGUCUCAUAGGCAACGCCACAGCGACCUGCCGCCGCUCGUCACUGGGCUACCACGCGUGGGACUCUCCUGUACCUGCGUGUCAAGCUGUCUCAUGCGGGGCACCCAAGGCUCCUAUAAACGGCGGCGUUUUAACAGCUGACUACUCUGUCGGAACAAGAGUUUCCUAUUUUUGUAACGACGGGUACAGACUCUCCAGUAAAGAGUUGACGUCAGCCAUCUGUCAGCCUGAUGGGACAUGGAGCAACCACAAUAAGAUACCACGGUGUUCUGUGGUGGUAUGUCCAAGCAUCGGGUCAUUUUCUUUAGAGCACGGCCGCUGGAGGAUUGUCAACGGCUCACACUACGAAUAUAGAACUCGCAUUGUGUUCACCUGCGAUCCGGGAUACUACAGAUUAGGCCCCGCCCACAUCCAGUGCUUACCCACUGGCGUAUGGAGCUGGAGAAAUGAGAGACCACACUGCCAGGUUAUAUCCUGUGGUGAGCUGCCAUCUCCACCCAGUGGGAAGAAGAUUGGUACUCAGACAACAUUUGGCGCUACGGCCAUCUUUACCUGCGAUGCUGGCUUCAUGCUAGUAGGGUCAGCUGUCAGAGAGUGCCUGUCAUCUGGGCUUUGGAGUGGAACGGAAACACGGUGUUUAGCUGGUCACUGUGGAAUCCCAGAAGGCAUUGUGAACGGCCAGGUCAUCGGGGAGAACUUUGGUUACCGUGACACAGUGGUAUAUCAGUGUCUGCCUGGCUUUCGACUAAUAGGCUCAUCGGUUAGAAUCUGUCUCCAAGACAACCAGUGGUCUGGACUGCUGCCCGUCUGUAUAUCAAUCAGCUGUGGCCAUCCCGGAAGUCCCAUAUAUGGUCGUACUGUGGGAAACGGCUUCAACCUCAAUGAUGUGGUCAGCUUUGUUUGUCAUCGGGGUUACGAAAUGGAGGGGCCCGCACAUGCUCAGUGUCAGGCCAACCGCCAGUGGAGCCACCCGCCCCCAACGUGUAAAGUGGUCAAUUGCUCUGACCCAGGUAUCCCAGCUAACUCCAUCCGGCAGAGUAAAAUAGAGCAUGGGAACUUUACCUUUGGCACUGUGGUUUUCUACGACUGUAACCCGGGCUAUUACCUGUUUGGAUCACCUGUACUGACCUGUCAACCUACUGGACAGUGGGACAAACCCCUACCUGAAUGUAUAGUUGUAGAUUGUGGUCAUCCCGGCUCUCCACCUAACGGUGUGCUGAGUGGAGAUAAGUUUACAUUUGGUUCAACGGCUCGAUACUCCUGUCUGGGCGGAAGACAGCUGAAAGGAGAAUCAUCCAGGACUUGUCAGCUCAACGGGAUGUGGAGUGCCCCGAUGCCCUUCUGCUCUGGCGACACUGCUGGUUCCUGUGGUGAUCCUGGCAUUCCCUCACACGGUUUGAGGGAGCAAACGGAUUUCAGGAUCCGUUCCAAGGUUCACUUCAGCUGCUCUGAGGGCUACGAUCUGAUUGGUUCUUCAGAGAGGAUGUGCUUCCCUAAUGGGACGUGGUCCGGCACACAGCCCUUCUGUAAACCUGUCCAGUGUGGUAACCCUGGCACUCCCAGUAAUGGCAGAGUAUUUCGUUUGGAUGGAACAACAUUUUCUCACUCUGUCAUCUACUCCUGCAUGGAUGGCUACCUGCUCACCGGCGCCACCACCAGGCUGUGUCAGGCAAACGGGUCCUGGUCAGGAGCACAGCCCAACUGUACCAUGAUAAACUGUGGGGAUCUAGGUGUGCCAGCUAACGGCCUUCGCUAUGGAGAAGACUUUACAAUUGGUCAGAAUGUUUCCUUCCAGUGCCAACCAGGAUACAGAAUGGAGGAGGAUGGAUCACCUGUAAGGACGUGCACCCAAAACGGGACGUGGAGUGGGGUUAUGCCUAUGUGUACAGCGGUGACCUGCCCAGCUCCCCCUGUCAUCAGUAAUGGGGUACUGCAGGGCAGUGACUUUGAAUGGGGCAGCAGUGUGAGCUACAGUUGCUCACCUGGAUAUGAGCUCUCAUUCCCGGCUGUCCUGACCUGCGUGGCCAAUGGCACCUGGAGCGGCAUGCUACCACAGUGCUUACCCAAGUUUUGUGGUGACCCAGGUACUCCAGUCGGGGGUUUCAGAGAGGGACGCAGUUUCAUCUACCAAUCAGAAGUUACCUUCAGUUGUGCUCCUCCUCUCAUUCUGGUCGGCACGGCAACUAGACUUUGUGAAAGUGACGGUACCUGGAGUGGUACGCAGCCUCGCUGUAUCGAACCGACCAAAACCAGCUGUGAGAACCCGGGAACGCCACGCUACGGCUCCUUAAACCGCACCUACGGUUUCAAGGUGGGGAACGUGGUGUCAUUUCAGUGCCAGCCAGGUCAUUUGAUUCAGGGCUCUUCCUCUAGAACCUGCCAGCCUGAUCUAACGUGGAGCGGAUCACAACCUGAGUGCAUACCCCAUGCCUGUAAGCAGCCAGAGAGCCCGCUCCAUGUGGACGUGGUGGGGAUGGAUCUGCCUGGUUUUGGCUACACCUUGGUGUACAGCUGUCAGCGUGGCUACUUCCUGGCGGGAGGUUCUGAACACCGUGUCUGCAAGAGUGACGGCACAUGGACAGGAAAGAUGCCUAUAUGUCGAGCUGGAGAGAAGAAGAAACCUGUGAAACCAGCAACAGGAACUCCCAGCCCCAAACUAAACGUUCCAGAUGAUGUCUUUGCUCCGAACUACAUAUGGAAAGGUUCCUAUAAUUACCGUGGGAGGAAGCAGCCUAUGACACUGAGCAUCACCAGCUUCAACUCCACAACAGGAAGAGUCAACGUCUCCCUCAGUAAUGGCAACAUGGACCUGCUCCUAUCAGGAGUGUAUAAGGCUUCUGAGGCCAGGCUGUUACUGCUGAUGUACCAGGUGAACUACGCAAACCAGGGAACCCAGCUCAAAGAUUCAGCGCUAUCUCCAGCCAAAAUCAUAGAUGACUCCUGGACCAUGGAUGGAUUUGUAUCAGCAGAGCCUGAUGGUUCUAGUUACGUAUUUCAGGGUUUCAUUCAGGGAAAAGACUACGGACAGUUUGGACUGCAAAGACUUGGUCUGAAUAUGUCAGAGAGUCAGAACUCGUCACCCCCUCAGCUUGGUACCAACAGCAGUUCCGUGGCUAUCGCUAUUCUGGUGCCUUUCUUCGCUCUAAUAUUCACUGGCUUCGGCUUCUAUCUCUACAAACAACGAACCACACCAAAAACACAGUACACAGGCUGCUCAGUCCAUGAAAACAACAACGGCCAGGCUGCCUUUGAGAACCCCAUGUACAACACCAACGCCAAGGCUGUGGAGGGGAAGGCUGUUAGAUUCGAUCCGAAUCUAAAUACUGUGUGUACCAUGGUCUGAGGAUUGGUUAUCCUCACUUGAACUGAAUGACUUUAGACAUCUAAUGGGACCAGAACUGGUGCGAGGCUGCGGAGGGGAAAGCCGCAUGCUUCGACUCAAACCUCAACGUUGUCAGCAACACGGUCUAUAAAUCGAUGGCAAAAGACGUUCAGUCCCACUUCAGAAACCUAAGCUCCCCAAGCAGAGUGAAAAACCAAAACCUAGUGUUGGCUCCUUUCAUUUACAGUAUUUUUGUAUCCACAAUUUCAACAAACGUAAACACAAAAUGUCUGCUACCUUUGAUUGAUGCAACACAGCCAAGUGAAAGAAAAGUAUGCAACCCAACUGAAAACUAUACUGGCUAUUAUUCAUCUCCAACCCCACGACUCAGCUGGUCAUGGAUAGUUUAAAAUUUGAUUCUCGACCAGACACAGCCAUUGUACUUCAAGCUCUUACUUAACCCCGCUCACAGUCUCUAAUACCAGUAGUAAUGAUUAAGCCAUGACCUGCUUGACGGUCAUCACGACAUGUCACCAUAACCCAAUGCAGAGCUCUGUGUUUCACACAGAGCUUUGGAGAGAAGGACCCGCUCUCAGCUCUGUAACCGUUAAGAGGGAGAUCACAUCACCAGUGCUCUGGCCAUGGUUAUACAUCACGGAGAUAAAACUGCGCUACAGGAAUGGGUUGAUUUCAUUUGUACCACUUUGUCUCCCCGGCUGUACUGAACAAAUCCUUACUGUGUGGAACACAGAUGCAAAAUGGCCCACAGAUGGGAAAGUGUGACAUGAAGAGGAUGUCACAGAAGACACUGUGAAGCAAAAAAAAAACGGUUUCUGAGUAUCUGGUUUCAAGACUGACGGUAAAAGACACUGUCACCAGAAGACCAUCAGUUAACCAGACUGACUAGUUGUGAACAGUAGCCUAUUUCUAAAAUGACCACUGAAUACAACACCCUCUCAACCAGACAGGACAACCUGCUGUCUCCAUGACAACCAGAGGCUGGUAUUACCAGUCUCUUGUCUUUUUCUAUGAAAGCAGACUCUAACACAACUAAUGCUAGCAGACAGUAGCAAAAGUUGCUUUGAAAAAAGACUAACUCCAAAGUAGAAGGAUAAGGGCAGCCCUGGAGACACAGCUAUAAUCCUCACUGAACUGGGAUUAGAGCAAAGCAAAACUAAAAGGAGUCCAAAGGGGAGCUAGCACUAAUAGAACAGAAGGGAAGAGACUGACUCAUCUAAUGGAUGAACUGCUCCUUCACAUCCAAUGGAUAAGAGAGGAGGCUGAGGAGACGGAGACAACCCCUGACUGAACUGGAAGCAGUGUGAGGGAGUCAUCAAGAGAAAGGACGAGAUCUUAAAAUCCUAACACAGCCAAUCAGAGCCGUUCUAACCUGAAAUCAACUACUGAGAGAGGUCAGCCUUCUCCCUACAUAAUGAAUCAGAUCAGACAGAGUAUGGCCUUGAGGAAAGAUGUUCCUGAUCCUGUGAAUUUAAAUGGAUUCUGAUGAGAACGAUGCUGAAUGGAUACAGAGGACUCUGAUGGACUAGCAAAGCGAAAGACUUUGAGGAACAGAGAAAGCUCUGGCACUAAAGCACAUUUGGACUAAAAAGAUGGACUGACACAGGGACAGAUAGAAAGGUUAGAGAGAAACUGACAGGAUGAAUGGCAGACAGGGAUAAUGACAGGUACACGCACUAACACAAAUCUGGAGAGACGGAAAGACAGAUGGUAUUAAGACCAACAGUUAGACACACAAGGAGAUAGACAGGUUCAAGACGAGCAGGGUCUUAAGACUGUUGCAGACCACCGUCCACUGCUUCUACUUCCCAGACAGAUUUAAAGUUUAAACACAGAUUAACAGGCUUACAGACGGACAGACAGAGACUGAUCGACAGGAGACACAGACAGACAGAAAUUGACAGACAGGCUAUAAGAAAGACAAACAGGGUUGUAGCCCUACGAUUGUGGACACAGUCCCACUGUAAUUCUGCACUCUGCGAGUGCUUAUCUUCUUUCUUUCUUAUUGCUGCAGAAUCUUCUGAUCUGUAAAUCUAUUGCAUAUAUAUUCGGGAGCAUUCACCACCUAUAUUUUUGUGCUAUAUAUUUACCACUGGGGGAGGGGGGAUGAAGGGGAAAGAUGGAUUAUAGCAGUUUGUUUUUUUUUAAAGAAGAAAAAAAGAAAUAUCAGAAUAAAAGAUAUUACAACUAUGUGCUGUUCACAGAAGUCACACACAGUAUUUUGGUUCCUUUGUAACAUGGAAUAGUUUCUUUUCAUUUCCUGUGUAACGUGAAGUUCCUCUCACCAUCACUGUCUUUCCCACUGAGGCAAUCAUUAGUGUCAGUGGUAUUGUUGUUGUCAUUAUUGUUUAGAUAGGUUUGCCAGCAACAAUCAUGCUCUUUAAAGUUAUGUUAGUUAUAAUGUUUCACCAAGCAUUCAUCACAGGUGGCAGAUUUCUAAACCAUUAACAGAUGGAGUUUGUGCUAUGGACAUUUAUUUUGUAUUUUUUUUGCCCCUUCACUAGAUCUGUUGACUACUACACAUACAUACUGUACAUGUCCUCCCUAAUUGUCACCUUUGUGACACAGACAUUUUAAUGAUCUGCUGGAAGAACGGGACUGGUUGCUAACCUAACUGGUGAUACGAUGCCACUGAAAUUUGCACAUCAAAACUCUUGAGUUCAAAGAUGUCAACAAACUCAGCGUUGUCAUGGCAACACAGAAACAUCCCAGCUCUUGAUGGAACCCACGUGUUUAAACUACACAUGGCCAAAAAUCUUAUCUAACUCCAACUCUGGUUCAGGUUAAUGUUUUUCAUUGUCUCUCACAAGGCCAGGCUAAAAGUAGAAACAUAAAAUGAUAUAAAUGAUAAUAGUGAUAAUUGCUGGUGAACUGUUUGUGGAUGGCGGUCUACUUUCAAGAUGUUUUUACCCACGUAGGAAAUUUGUUUGCCAGUUCAUGUUUGUAUUUUCUCCCUCAUACAUUUUAGGGUGUUUUCAAUGGGUUUGUUUGUGAAAUAUUGCUAAAAUGAUGAUCUAAUUAAGUUGCAAAAUAUACAGGUUUUAACCAUGUUUGUUCAUAAAGCCUCAAAGACAAGAUCUGUAAAUAUUACAUGAUCAUCAACUCCAGGUUUUAUAUCACUGAGUCUUGGUUCUAAAGGUUUCCCCCUCUGUUAAAGAUGUGUUUGGUCUCACAAAUCAAUACUGAAAUGUCUGAGAUCACGAGAAUUCUGCUUUAGGGUGUUUCUGGUUACAUUUAACCAAAUGAAAUCCACAUAAAUUAUAAAUUGUCACACAUUAUUUUCAAAUCUUUAAUUUGAAUUUGAAAGAAAAAGUUUGUACUACCUUUGGCACUUCCUAAAUCGUGCACAGUAGAUUUUAAUCACAGUGUUUUGCUUGUGUACAUUGCAUUUCAAAAAGCUAGAAGUCCUUGAAUGUAAUUUAUUUCAGAGACACUGAAGCUUUAAGAUGAGCUCACCAUUUGGGAGAAGAUCUUAAGAUUUCACUUCGACAAUUGAGUAAAUCUAAACACACAACCGCGGCCAUUGAGAUUUAAUAUUUCCCCUCGCUUUUGCUAAUUUUUAUUUGUUGAAAAUGUAGCCUUAUAAUCUCAGCUCAGUGUUGCUUGGCUGGUAGCUCUUUAUUUUUUUUCAGAUCUGAUUUACAACCUACUUUUAUUACAUUUUGUACAGCUGGCAACCGUCACUGUAUUUAGCUCCUGUGAGUCACUGGAGGCUGUUGUUCCACAUGUUGCUGGCGUUCCUGAAGGCUUCAUGUGCUGUAUGUAAACCACUGCUGAGAGAAGAGAAACCAACAUCCAUAAAAAAUGGGUUAUAUUGUAAGAGUUAGGCCUAAAAAUGCACCAUAUACCAUACCUACAUUAAUUGGUUUCCACAUGACAAGAAUACAUGUAUUAAUGAGCAUGAGUCACUGUUUUUCAGCUUUGGUGCCCAUUUAAGAAAAAAAAUAUCUUAUUUGUUUUGAAGAGUCUGGUUUAAAGGUUUAAAAACUGAAGUUAGUGAGUUUGGGUCCCACACUUGAUGAAUGCCAGUUUUUUUUUUUUUUUAUGAGUGUGGGUGUCAGGGUGAGCGAAAACAUCUGCUUGGCUUUAAGAACCCCUGCUGACCUGACCACAGCCGCCGACUGCAACCAGCUGACAGAAAACUCCUUUUAAAGUCAUCGCUGCGGCUUCAUUGUUUAUCACUGCUGCGACUGUCCUGCACUUCAUGGCCGUGCUGACAUUGUUUCUUAUUACAAUUUGGAUUGAUUGUUGCUGCUGCUGCUGCUGUUGUUGUUGUUGCUGUUGUUGCUGUUGUUGUUGUUGUUGUUUUCGGUAUGGAUCUGACACAGUGCCUACCAAAAACCAUGGGACCCUCCCUGUCAUCUACAUAUGCGCGCUCUUUCAAACACAUACACGCUCACAGACACAUACAUACAUAUAAACACACACCUGCUCUAGCGCUCCCCUUCGUCAGAAGUCAUUUUUUUCUAAGCUUCAGUCUAUUUUGCCACAAGCUUUUCCUACUGACUGACCGCAAUAAGACUCAUGUGAUUUGAAGGACUUAAAGCUGUUCCUGCCUGGGGACAUUGGAAAUAUUCACCAUUUGAGAAAAAAAAAAGAUGAAAUAUAGAAUAAAAAAGUGUUUUGUACAGAAAUAUAUUUUUAUGAUGAAAUUAUUUGUAAAAUGUAUGAAUCUAUUAUGUAAAUUUUCAAUGCAAUGUAAGAUUAAAAAAAGGCUAAUUGCUUUUGUAAAAAA
Messenger RNA from Perca fluviatilis (European perch), 15658 nucleotides. It is a transcript of the gene csmd3b, whose product is annotated as CUB and Sushi multiple domains 3b. Gene Ontology annotation, biological process: regulation of dendrite development. NCBI's taxonomy places the organism in Eukaryota, Metazoa, Chordata, Actinopteri, Perciformes, Percidae. The record is from RefSeq and is a predicted model, not a curated record. The coding region runs from base 13 to 10926 and encodes 3637 amino acids. The transcript is spliced from 72 exons.